This is a messenger RNA of Cydia fagiglandana, 319 nucleotides long. RefSeq lists its product as uncharacterized. NCBI's taxonomy places the organism in Eukaryota, Metazoa, Arthropoda, Insecta, Lepidoptera, Tortricidae. The coding region runs from base 10 to 258 and encodes 82 amino acids. The transcript has 5 exons. The record is from RefSeq and is a predicted model, not a curated record.
ACUGUCAACAUGUUCAAAUCUUUCUUGGUGCUGUUCGUAGCUGUGCUGCUGAUUGGCGGAAGCCAACAAGCACCGCAGUCAUCAUCUUCAGGUCAGUUCGGCGACGGUAUUCAAUAUUACGCAUACACUUACAAUAGCUCAAGUGCCGGUACUGGUGGAAAUGCAGGAGCUGGAGCUAGUGCUGGGGCCGGUUUCAGUUUCGGCGCCGGGGUAGGAGGCAACGCAGGAGCGGGCGCGGGUGCUGGAGGCUCAGGCUGAUUGUAAUACCCAUAAAACAAGAGCUGUUCAGAAAAUAUCUACGUAAUUCUACAUCACUCGA